AUGCUCCGCCGUCGCUUGGCCAAGGACGAUGUCCAGUCCACGGACUCGUCUCGCGACGACACCAAAACCUCCCCCGCCUCGACGGUCGCAGCAGCCGCCCCCGAUGCACAAGUCAAGCAAUUCGUGCCGAAACCGCGGAGCAAGCGUCGGAAUGGACUGAUUUUUGUACUGGGGGGCAUUUUUGGUGUCUUUAUCGCGCUCUUCUUCGCCAACCAGCAGGAUGUUAUCAGUCUCGAUUCGCUUCUGGAUUUGGAGUCUUUGAUCGAUGUGAUUCCGCAGGGUAUCGUGAAGGAUGCGAGGGAGUUUUCGCAACAUGAACGCGAAGCCGUCAGUUACGACCCCUUCUCCGUCGGUCUACACCUCCAAUCGCAGGGUAUCGAGGCCAAACACCCCGUCGUCAUGAUCCCCGGUGUAAUCUCGACCGGUCUCGAAAGCUGGGGAACUGGGGCGUCUUCGCGCCAGUACUUUCGCAGACGACUAUGGGGUAGCUGGAGCAUGAUGCGGGCUUUGGUUAUGGAUAAGGCGGAAUGGAAGAACCAUGUCAUGUUGGACAAGACGACUGGUCUGGAUCCUCCGGGGGUGAAGCUACGGGCCGCGCAGGGCUUCGACGCUACCGACUUCUUCAUCACGGGGUACUGGAUUUGGAAUAAGAUCUUGGAGAAUCUCGCGACCAUCGGAUACGACCCGACCAAUGCGUUUACCGCCGCGUAUGACUGGAGAUUAUCGUACCCGAACCUGGAGAUUCGCGAUCAGUACUUCAGUCGGCUCAAGUCGUACAUUGAAACGGCCGUGCAGGUGAAGGGCGAAAAGGUGACGCUGGCUUCGCAUAGCAUGGGCUCGCAGGUUGUGCUGUACUUUUUCAAAUGGGUCGAAAGCGAGGACCACGGGAAGGGAGGCAAAGACUGGGUCAACAAACACAUCGCCUCCUGGGUCAAUAUCAGCGGAUGCAUGCUAGGCGCCGUCAAGGGCCUGACAGCCGUGCUGUCCGGUGAAAUGCGCGAUACAGCCCAGCUGAACGCAUUCGCCGUGUACGGGCUGGAAAAGUUCCUCUCCAAGGAGGAGAGAGCAGAGAUUUUCCGCGCGAUGCCCGGAAUCUCCAGCAUGCUUCCCAAGGGCGGAGAGGCCGUCUGGGGCAAUUCCACCUGGGCGCCUGAUGACCAGCCCGGUCAGCCCAUGACAUUCGGGAACCUGUUGAAUUUCCGCGAAAGCAACUCGUCCCUGACGCGCAAGAACCUGACCACAACGGAAAGCUUGUCGUACCUCUUCAACCACAGCGAAGCCUGGUACCGCGAGCAGGUCCUGGGCAGCUACUCGCACGGAGUCGCGCAUACAACCAAGGAAGUCGAAGCCAACGAGAAAGACCCGCGCACCUGGCUUAACCCCCUCGAGGCCCGUCUCCCGCUCGCCCCAGACAUGAAGAUCUACUGCUUCUACGGCGUGGGCAAACCGACCGAACGCAGCUACUUUUACCAGGAAGAGCGCGACCCGCUGGUGAAUCUCAACGUGAGCAUCGACACCACAGUCACCAACAACGAAGGUGUCGACCACGGCGUCCACAUGGGCGAAGGCGACGGCACCGUCAACCUCAUCAGCACGGGCUACAUGUGUUCCAAGGGCUGGAACAUCAAACGGUACAACCCGGCCGGGGUGAAAAUCAAGGUCUACGAGAUGCCUCACGAGCCUGACCGAUUUUCACCCCGUGGUGGUCCCAACACAGGCGACCACGUCGAUAUCCUCGGCCGCGCCUCUCUAAACGAACUCAUCCUCCGCGUCGCAGGCGGACAAGGCGACCUCAUCGAAGAAACCUUUGUCUCGAGAAUCAAAGAAUACGCCGACCGGGUCCAGAUCUACGAAGAGUAA
Molecule: messenger RNA, 1860 nt
Organism: Aspergillus wentii DTO 134E9
Lineage: Eukaryota; Fungi; Ascomycota; Eurotiomycetes; Eurotiales; Aspergillaceae
Product: phospholipid:diacylglycerol acyltransferase
Exons: 3
Coding region: 1-1860 (619 amino acids)
Biological process (GO): lipid storage; triglyceride biosynthetic process
Cellular component (GO): cytoplasm; perinuclear endoplasmic reticulum
Molecular function (GO): phospholipid:diacylglycerol acyltransferase activity
Source: RefSeq, a predicted model, not a curated record